Messenger RNA from Symbiodinium sp. CCMP2592, 4407 nucleotides. NCBI's taxonomy places the organism in Eukaryota, Dinophyceae, Suessiales, Symbiodiniaceae. The record is from the annotation of a GenBank genome assembly.
AUGUCCUCUGUCAUACUAGACAGUGAAGCAUCAUUCCGUGAAAGAUGCAGCAAGAUAGGCCUCAGCAACGAUCUUCUGAGUCGUUUGAUUGAUGCUGGAUACAACACAUUUGGAAAACUGGCUUUCGCCGCAUCGGCGACGCCGCAGGGCCUGACAGACGAAGCUGUCGAUGCGUGGCUAUCCACAGUAGUCACCCCGGCACCCAGCUCCUUUCAGGUCUCGGUGAUUCGUAGGCUGCUUUUCGAGUCGCAAUCACUCAAUGUGGCGGACCUCAAAUCUAGGGUCGAAGGCACGCCGGAAGGCUCAGUGCGACGUCUGCCCCAAGCCGAGAGAAAGGAGCGCGUUGAGGCGCAGCAUCGUAGGCUGUCGGGUCUCAUUCUAACUUCUCAUACCACACCGGCCCAUAGCUGUAUCGACCUUGUGACUGACAUGUACGAGAAUAAUACACUCAAGUACAUUCCGAUCAACCGUUGGAUAUCCCGCUUCCAAGAGAUGUCUCUCCAGAAAAAGGAUUCUGCCGUUCAGAUGGACAACGAGGGCAACCUAAAGGUGAUUCAGAAGAAGCCGGAGCCGACGUGCGACACCACAGGCAUGUACCCUCUCCGGCAGGCUUUUCAGAGACGGUCACUAGCAUUUGAUCUGGGUCACUUGUGCAGCUUUGAAGCUAUGGAAACAUGGAUCAACAAGCUCUUCGAAGCAGUUCAGCGUACUGUGCCGAAGGGAUAUGUGGCAGUUAGCUUGGGGCAAGUUGUUACGGCCGAUCGUGAGCUUUUUGUUCGGUUGGCCGACAUGCUUGAAGGACAGUUGCAGAAACCCAUAGGCGUUGAGAAACCCAUGGAUGCAGCUUUGCGCGAUCUAUCGGGUAGCCAGGAGAUAACUCAGUUUCUUCAGCCGCUUGUAGCUCCUCCUGCACCUCACCCCACGAAGCGCCCUUUCAAAGAGCUUGCCACGCCUAACAAAGGUGACGGAAAGGGCAAGACAUCCACCAAGGGCGGUGAAAAGGGCGGUGGCAAGGCACCCCGUGUAACCAUUCCGGAUGGCUGCUCGGCCAAAGAUCCUCAGGGCAGGCCGAAUUGUUUUGGGUUUAACUUGGGCACAUGCAAGCUCAAGGCUUUCAUCAGUGUUGGCGAUGUUUUGGGGAUCACCCCUUUUCCGAAUGCACCAUUCUGCAUCAAGCUCUUCACCACUUUUGUUCGCACUUUCUUGCCAGAUCAUUUCUUCACGACUAUCAGUCUGUUUCACAACACUAAAGCCGAUUUGCAUGUUGAUUCCAGGAACCAUCAUACUCCUAACGGGGUCAUAGCCGUGACAUCUUUUCAGGGAGGCGGCAUCUGGAUUGCAGAUGGAUGCGGACCUCACACACGGUCAAUCAAAGGUGACAUCGUAAAGGGCUCAGUGCUUAGCCUCGAGUCCCCUGUCACUUUCGAUGCCUUCAAAUACCCUCACGAGACUGAAAGCUGGGUUGGCGAUCGAUUGGUUUGCGUGGCCUUCACUGAACAGCCGCCUGUGAAAUCAGACUCCUGGGUUUACGAGCUUUUCGCAGGCAGUGCCCGUUUCAGCAAGGGAAUCUUUUGGGAUCUCAUCAAGGAGUGCCCUCCUUUUCACGUGCAUGCAUCGCCCCCUGCGGGUCUGCCGUCAUUGAGUGCCGCGUCUCAGCAGAGCCUCGCGGUGCGUAAAGACAACGUCCUGUACCGUUUCGUCUACAAGCUUCUCCUUCAUUGUUCUGCUUCGGGCAUCAAUGUCAGCGUUGAGAAUCCUCGGACAUCGUUGUUCCGGAAGGUUCUUCAAUGCUUUGCUGAGGCCGACGGCUUGCCUUGGCCUCCCGCUGCCAUGGAAUAUGUUGAUUUCGACCAGUGUUGUCAUGGUUCCGAUCGACCGAAGUCAACUCGUUUCUUGUGCACUCGAGGCUUGUUCACCUCGCUUCGAGCUACUUGCCCAGGCAAUCACGAACACCGCCCGUGGGGCCUGGUGUUCCAUGAGCGCUCUAUGCAGCUGUCAUCUUCUCUUGUGUCGGCUUACCCAGUUCUGCUUUGCAAGCGCAUGGCCUCCUGUCUGGAGAGCGCGGCUUCUUUCAGGGGUUUGUCUUUGCACGCAUCUCCUGACUUGGCAGCCAGCUCCGUUGCUGUUCUCGGUCGGCAGCAUCGCCGCUUCCCUCCUUUGAUUCCUGAGUUCCGCAAUGUCACGUGGGAGCCGCCCUCUUUCCAGCCUGACGAUUCUUGUCGCAUCCUUCUCUCUCAGGUUGCUGGGGAGGAUAGCGGGAGAGAGAAGGCAGCCAUGCAGUUGACAAUUGAUAAAGCGGUUUUCCCUCCUGCUAAGCUCCCUAGGGUUUCCGAUGAGGCUUCCAACAAAGUUCCCUCUGGUUUCCUUAAGAGUUCCGAUCCGCCCAAAGGCUCGGUCAAGGUGGGAUGGUACUUGUCAAUGCAGGAUCAUGUUGCAAAGGCCUUGACGCUAAAGCAUCCCAUCGACACUGCCGUAGCCCUUGACCAGGAUCAGCUCGAUGCAAUCUGCUUCUGCAUGAAAAACACUGAGAAAGAGGUGGUCGAUCAUCGAAAGCUUCAGCUUCUGAAAAUAAAGAUCCUUGCCAAAAAGUUCGAGGCCGACGAAGCUCGAUUACAUUCUUCGUUCGACCCCUGGUUCGAAAAGGUUGUGGCGGGAAAGCGUCUUCUUCUGUGGAAGCAUCUUCUUGAGCAGAACGGUUUCGACGACAUGCAAGUUUGCGACUUCAUGAUGUCAGGCGUCCCGAUUGUAGGGCAAUCAGCCUGCCCUCAGCCGUUCAACCGAAAGAUUGUGCCGGCUACCAUGUCGGAACAGGAUCUCAAGGGCACUGCUUCGUUCCGCCGAAAGGUGAUGCUUGGGUCCAGUGGCACGCAGGCAGCCGACCUUCAAGAGUUGCUGUCGAAGGCUACCAUGGACGAAGUCGAUCUGGGUUUCCUGGAAGGCCCUUACACCGAAAGCCAAGUGUCUUCUUUCUUUCACUCAGACGAUUGGAACUGCAUACGAAGGUUCCUAAUCCUUCAAGGAGCCGAGAACAAACCUAGACCCAUUGAUGACGGGCACGAGGCUUUGAUCAACAACUGCUUUACGGCCACCAUCAAGUUGGAGCUCCAGAGUUCCGACUUCGUUGCAGCUCUAGCGGCAAGAAUUGCCAUCGAGGAGGCCGAGAGAUCACGCGCCACGGGCGAGCCACCUCGGUCGUGGUUGGGCAAGUGCCUUGACUUGUCGAAGGCGUACAAGCAGAUGCCAAUGAAGAAGGAGCACCGCUCUCUUGCUGUGAUCUACCACAAAGGCCCUUCUGGCGAGGAUCAAUUUUUCAUUGCAAAUUCGCUGCUCUUCGGUCUUACUGCUUCGGUUUAUGGGUUCGUGAGAACGAGCAGAAGCCUUCACAAACUGCUGCUGAAGAUAUUCAAGUUGCCCAGCUCAGUGUACUUUGAUGACUACCCGAUGUUUUCGACAUCGCUUGCUUCCAGUGACACUGAUGGCAUCAUCAGCGAAUUCUUAGACAUUCUGGGCUGGGGCCACGCCAAGACAGGCAGCAAAUCACAUCCCUUUGCGGAGGUUUUCUCCGUCUUGGGAAUGCAGAUUGACUUGAGCAACUUGUCGAAGAGAAGCAUCGUCCUCUCGAACAAACCUGGCAGGAUCGAUCGGAUCGUGGAGAAGCUUGAAUCUGUGGCUGCUUCUGGUUUCCUUACGGUUCAUCAGGCUCAGAUUUUGCUGGGCUUGCUCAACUUUUCAUCUGGUUUCUUUGCCGGUCGUGCCCUCAAGCAUUCGUGCAAAUGGCUAUCUGGCUUUCUAGCUGGAGACAGGCCUUCGCCAAAGACAGUCAGCGAGAUGUGCAAGCACACGAUCAAACUUCUUGUGAGCACGCCGCCCCGCUUCAUAAGCUGCGAUUCGACCGGAGAGCCUCCUAUCCUGGUGUGGACUGAUGGAGCUUGGGAGCCUGCCAAAGCUUUUGCCGGGAUCGGUGCAGUGAUUCUUGAUGCGAGCAGCGGAGUUUCCAGAGUUUUCCAAGGACAGGUCCCUGAGAGCCUAGUGGUUCGCUGGCGAGAGGAGGUCGGGGAACAAAUCAUCUGUGAAGUAGAGCUGUAUGCACUCUUGAUGAUCAGGGCCUGCCUUCAGAAUUUUCUUUCAGGAAAGAGAAUCAUUUUCUUCAUUGACAACGAUGCCGCUAGAUCUGUGGUAUUACGUGGCCAAAGCAGAAGUGACGCGAUGCAUCGCUUGGCCAUGGCCUUGUCUAUGGUCGAGGCCGUCGCCCCUUGCAUCUCGUGGAUAGAGAGGGUGCCAUCCUCUUCGAACAUCGCCGACUGGCCCUCUAGGGGCGAAGGUUGGAAAGCACAGAAGGUCGUUCGCGCGGCAGAGGUGGAGCCUUACUUUGUUGACCAAUCUUUGAUUGACGCCUAUCUGCUCUGA